Setaria italica (foxtail millet) is the source of this 1101-nucleotide messenger RNA. Its product is annotated as universal stress protein A-like protein. The coding region runs from base 200 to 685 and encodes 161 amino acids. The record is from RefSeq and is a predicted model, not a curated record. NCBI's taxonomy places the organism in Eukaryota, Viridiplantae, Streptophyta, Magnoliopsida, Poales, Poaceae. The transcript has 4 exons.
CGCUGGCCGCGUAGCCAGGUGGGUGACCUCGCCAACUUGGCCCUGCGCAUCCGCCAAGUUCCAGAAGCCACGCCAGUACCGCAGUACGUCACCGAUCGAGGCACCGACAGCCUUGCAGCAGCAGAUUUAAGGCAGCCCGAGACCGGUGAGAAGCUAGAUCGAUCGAGCAUUCUGGUAGGUGGAAGAGGGAUACACGAAGAUGGCCGCGCCGGCGCCGCAGCAGGGGCAGGGGCAGAAGGUGAUGGUCGCGGUGGACGAGAGCGAGUGCAGCCGCCACGCGCUCGAGUGGGCGCUCCGGAACCUAGCGCCCACGCUGGCGCCCCCGCUGCUGCUGCUCACCGUGCAGCCGCUCGCCCCACUCGGAUACGUCUCCGCCGCCUCCUUCGGCGCCCCUCCUCCGGAGCUCAUCAAGUCGAUGCAGGAGCAGCAGAGGGAGCUCACGCAGGCGCUCCUCGACAAGGCCAAGGCCAUCUGCGCGGAGCAUGGGGUUAAUGUAGAGACGGUUGUUGAGGUAGGAGAUCCCAAGGAGAUGAUAUGUGAAGCAGCUGAGAAAAAAAAUGUCGAUCUGCUAGUCCUUGGAAGCCACAGUCGUGGGCCUAUACAAAGGUUGUUUCUUGGGAGCGUUAGUAACUACUGUGUGCAUCAUUGCAAGUGUCCAGUGCUUGUUGUGAAGAACCAAGGGUGAGGAUUCAUGAAUAAAUCAACUUCCCAUGUUGCCCUAAUUAUGUUAGGGUAUUAUCAACAUAUUAUAUACAAUAACGGGCGAUAAUGAUAAUGCAAAUAUUACUUUAGGCAAACACAGAUGGCAAAUAAAGCGACUUGCUCCUGUACAUUGAGUGUGGUGGAUUGAUGCAUGUCUUGCUUCUGCACUAGCACAUGCAUUGCUGUCUCGCAAAAUUGUAAAUAAAUAAGUAUUCCUCCAUUCUAAAUUGCAGCUCAUUUUGUUUUUUUCUAAAUAUAUAGAUUUUGCUUCUACUUAGAUAUAGAUCAUAUCUAGAUACAUAGUAAAAUUUAUAGAUCAUGUCUAGAUACAUAGCAAAAUAUCUAGAAAAGUUGAAACUGCCCAUAAUUUGAAAUGGAGGGAUUACUGAACUUUGUGCG